AUGGCGACUCCGGUUGAUCCUCCUAACGGGAUUAGGAAUGAAGGAAAGCAUUACUUCUCAAUGUGGCAAAAUCUAUUCGAGAUCGAUACUAAGUACAUGCCAAUCAAACCGAUUGGCCGUGGGGCAUACGGUAUAGUCUGCUCCUCUGUUAACACUGAUAACAACGAGAAAGUCGCUAUCAAGAAGAUUCAUAAUGUGUAUGAGAAUAGGAUCGAUGCUUUGAGGACUCUUCGUGAGAUCAAGCUUCUACGCCAUCUUCGUCAUGAGAAUGUGAUUGCGUUGAAAGAUGUCAUGAUGCCAAUUCAUAAGAGGAGCUUCAAGGAUGUGUAUCUAGUUUACGAGCUUAUGGAUACGGAUCUCCACCAGAUUAUCAAGUCUUCUCAAGUUCUUAGUAAUGAUCACUGCCAGUACUUCUUGUUCCAGUUGCUUCGAGGCCUCAAGUAUAUUCACUCAGCCAAUAUCCUGCACCGAGAUUUGAAACCCGGUAACCUUCUUGUCAACGCAAACUGUGAUUUGAAAAUAUGCGAUUUCGGGCUUGCACGGACGAGCAACACCAAGGGGCAAUUCAUGACUGAAUAUGUAGUGACUCGUUGGUACAGAGCUCCCGAGCUUCUCCUCUGCUGUGACAACUACGGAACAUCCAUUGAUGUUUGGUCUGUGGGUUGCAUUUUCGCCGAGCUGCUUGGUAGAAAACCGAUAUUCCAAGGAACGGAAUGCCUGAACCAGCUUAAACUCAUUGUCAACAUUCUCGGAAGCCAAAGAGAUGAAGAUCUUGAGUUUAUAGACAACCCGAAAGCUAAAAGAUACAUUAGAUCGCUCCCGUUCUCACCAGGGAUGUCUUUCUCCCGUCUUUACCCUGGAGCACAUGUUUUAGCCAUCGACCUUCUUCAGAAAAUGCUUGUUUUUGACCCGUCGAAGAGGAUUAGUGUCACGGAGGCGCUUGAGCAUCCUUACAUGGCGCCUCUGUAUGACCCGAAUGCAAACCCUCCGGCUCAAGUUCCUGUUGAUCUCGAUGUAGAUGAGGAUUUGGGAGAGGAGAUGAUAAGAGAGACGAUGUGGAAUGAGAUGCUUCAUUACCACCCACAAGCUUCAACCUUAAACACUGAGCUCUGA
Messenger RNA from Arabis nemorensis, 1113 nucleotides. NCBI's taxonomy places the organism in Eukaryota, Viridiplantae, Streptophyta, Magnoliopsida, Brassicales, Brassicaceae. The record is from the annotation of a GenBank genome assembly.